GUCAGGUGUGACGUAAGCACGUGUUCUCCACGCAAGCGCCGCCCCUUCAUCACAGUCGUGUUUGUAUUUACAGCUCAACUUUCCCCAGCUUUUAUCAAUAAACCGCGUCCAAACCCAACGGAAUCGAACCGACGCAACGACAUGGCCUUUCAGGGGUCUGAGGAGGUGGAAGAGCAACUGGAGGAGCCGGAAGAGACGCUGAGAGUUUCUCCGGCGGAGGAAAUGCCCAUCGACGGGCCUCCGGCGGCAGAAGAACCGGAGCCGCUGCUACUGCCGUGGGACCGUUUCUCCGCCUGGGUUCACUGCAUCUGCGUGGUCGGCUUUGAUCUGGAGCUCGGGCAGGCUGUGGAGGUCAUCUAUCCUCAUCAUUCCAAACUCAGUGAAAAAGAGAAAACCAGUAUAUGCUAUCUGUCAUUCCCAGACUCUAAUUCAGGUUGUCUGGGGGACACGCAGUUCUGCUUUCGUUUCAGACAGGCCGUGGGCAGAAAAUCUUCUCUUGGAUGUUUCCUCGACCACUUCGACCGGGAUGCACCUGUCUGUCUCAAGAGAGAUCAGGGUUAUUACUACGGCCACGUGUACUUCAGACAGGUGCGAGAUAAGACACUGAAGAGAGGCUACUUUCAGAAGUCUCUGGUCCUCAUCAGCAAGUUGCCGUAUGUCACAUUCUUCCACUCUCUUCUGAAGCUUAUCGCCCCUGAGUACUUUGAGAAACAAGAGCCAUGUUUAGAAGCCGCUUGCAACGACAUCGACAGAUGGCCCACGCCGAGCCCUGGGAAGAUUCUCACGCUCCCCAUCAUGGGCGUGGUCAUGAAGCUUCGCAUCCCCACGUGUUACGACAAGCCUGGAACCUCACAGCUUGUUCAGUCGGCACCGGGUGACAGUCUGGUGUCCAUUGUUCUGCCGACGGUUCAUGAAGUGGAUCUCUUUAGGUGCUUCUAUCCCGUCUUCUUUCACAUUCAGAUGUUAUGGGAGCUGGUGUUGCUCGGUGAAGCUCUGGUUGUCAUGGCGCCAUCUCCAGCAGAGUCUUCAGAGACGGUCUUGGCAUUGGUCAGCUGUAUCUCUCCUCUGCGUUACUGCAGUGAUUUUCGGCCUUAUUUUACCAUCCAUGACAGUGAAUUUAAGGAGUACACCACCAGGACUCAGGCACCGCCUUCUGUCAUUUUAGGAGUGACAAAUCCCUUUUUUGCCAAAACUCUCCAGCACUGGCCGCACAUCAUCCGCAUUGGAGACAUGAAGCAAACAGCAGAGAUGGCCAAACAGAUGAAGGUGAAAAAACUAAAGAACCUGAAGACUUUGGACUCGAAACCUGGUGUCUAAAGUGCAUAUAAACCUUUCCUGAACAAAGACGAGGACAUUAUCAAACAACUCCAGAAGGGGGUUCAGCAGAAACGUCCCUCUGCGGCCCAGAAUGCAAUUCUGCGGCGAUAUUUCCUGGAGCUUACACAGAGUUUCAUCAUACCACUGGAGCGUUAUGUGGCCAGUCUGAUGCCUCUACAGAAGAGCAUCUCUCCCUGGAAGAGUCCUCCUCAGCUGCGGCCGUUCAUUCAGGAGGAGUUCAUGAAGACGCUGGAGAAAGCUGGACCUCAGCUCACCUCACGUCUCAAAGGAGACUGGAUCGGCCUCUACAGGCAGUUCUUGCGUUCUCCAAACUUUGACGGCUGGUUUAGGAACCGCAGGAAGGAGAUGACACAGAAGCUGGAAGCUCUUCAUCUGGAGGCGCUCUGUGAGGAAGAUCUACAGCUGAGAAUACAAAAACACACUGAGGUUGAAACUGUUGACCUGGUGCUCAAACUGAAGGAGAAACUGACGCAGGCAGAGAGAGAUCCACUUCCUGUCAAACCAGGAACUCUGGGCAAACUGCAGGCCCACAUCGACACCAUCGUCCUCUCGCUUCCGGAAGACCUGCAGGGCAUCUUACAUAAACCUCCGAGCCCUUGACCCUUAGCUGACACUCAAACAGUCCAGACUGUGACUUACAUAGGGUUAACAGACACAAACACCUUCCACACGUGAGUGGCAGAACGUGAUGAAUUUCUGCUGCAUCCUCAUCCAAGUGCACUUGUUGCCACGGACCCGAAUGUCUAAACCGCACGGACGACGGCUCGGGUUGAGAGGGAGCAACGCUGGCAGAAAUGACACAUGCUUUAUACUGUAAGUCUCACUGUGUGAGAUGGACGUUCCCUUUAGUUUUUAAACAUGAAGUUGCUUAUGACGGUCUAAAGAUCAUGAAACAGAAUCGUGGACCUGUGCGGUGGAAAAGAAAAACGGGACACCGGUGAUCCUGAAGGAAGAAUGUUUCCACAACCUUUAAAUGUGUUUAGGUGUAGUUUCUGUCAAUUUCAAUAAGCACGAAAAUCUGUCUUUAUAUUCAGAAAAUAAUUAGAAUUAGUAUAAAAUAAAACAUUUGAAUUCGGAAAGAGGAAACACGUCGUAAGGAGUCUUAAGGCAGCCAUGAUUUUCUUUUGAAAAAAUUAUGAUUUCAUUUGGGGUGAAAUCUGGUCUGGACAUGUUUCAAUGAGAACUCAUUUUGAACCAUGGUCAUGGGUAUAUUGCAAUAACAAGCAGACAUUUUAUAGAGAGUACAUUCCCUUAACAAAAACAAAAAAAACACUAUUAACCCAUGAGAUGCUUACAGAGACAAUAAUGCGAAUGUGUUUUGUCUCGAAAAGGUCAAUUAUUGCAGGUUUCUGGCAUUACAUUAUGAAAUGCAGUGACUUUGAUGAACUGAUUUCUCACAUUUUAAAUGAAUUUAAUGUGUUUUUUAACUGACUGAUAACAGAAAGUAAAAUCUUUCAUUUGGCAAGAAAGAUCACUCGUUCCUUGAACAGAAAGAACUGGUUUAGUUUUCACACCUUGACCCAUGCAAACCUGCGGCACGAGGUUUCUGGUCUUCUUUUAUCCACAAAUCAUGUAUGGUCUUUCAGAAUGACACUGUAAUGGUUUCAGCUUUUCUUACACUGGCUUGAAUGUGGUGCGUCCUACUUUUUACGUCUUCUGAAAUGUUUGGACCAAGUGUGUGUUAUAUUGAGAGUAGCGAUGCUUUAAUGUUAUUUGACAGGAUGAAAUCUCAUCAUACUGCUGCUUGAUGCACUUUACCUGUCAAAUGUGUCAGAAGACGGUAUUUAAAUCAAACCACAAAUGAUGAAUAUACAUAUUUUCUGUCUUACACCACAUUCCAUGUAAAGGAUAAUGAAUCAGUCGGACAUGUGAAGCUUUGUGCCUGCAGCUAAAUGCAAAUGCAGAAACCACCAAAGACCGUCACACUUCUGUGUACAUCUAACAGAGUCAUUUACACUGUUUUCAUGCUAAUGCUUUAUCAGCAGAUGGUGUAACGUGUGGUAAAGUGUAAUAAUGUCACAGCGGAUGAACGGUUAGAACGCCUUACAGAUAGACUAUUUCAAACAAAGCUGUUCUAUUUCCUUCUCAUUAAUGAUCAGUAGUCUAAUGCUGGUGUAAACCUGUGAUAAAACUGGUUGUUGGGCAACCAUUUAUGUUUUAUAUUUAAAGAACAAACAUAUUUUAACAUGCUUGAAUUUUAUAACGUAUAUUCUGACAAGGCACAAAUAACAACACGCUUUUGACACGACGCAUGUUUGUUAUACUGAUGGAGAUUUUCUAAUGGCUGUAUUUUUGAUCCUGGUCAUUUCUAUUGGUUGUCAUUGUACAGAAUGUGUAAUGUGUUGCUAUGGUAAUGUUAUAGAAUGAUAUCAAUGGAAAAUUAUGAUUUGUGGUCAUGCUGAUGUUCCACCGCAGUUAACUUGAACUAACAAUGAAUACAGCAAAAAACACAUUAGCAUUUAUUAAUGUUAGUUAAUGUUAAUUUGAUCAUUUAUGUAAUAUCUGGUAACAUGAGUAAAUGCACAAUAACAAUUGUAAUGGUAUUUGUUAACAUUAACAAAGAUUUAUAAAUGCUGUAAAAAUAUAUUUCUCAUUGUUCGUUCAGGUUAUACAUCAUGUUAAUGAGUGGAACCUUAUUGUAAAGUAUUUUUAUGUAACUAUCUGAAACAAACCAUUGUAUUAUUUUGGCAUAGACAAUAUUUUUCUAUUAAAUCCAUAACCACUGUUUUUGAUUAACGACAUUAUAAACGUCUGUGACACGUUAUGUACAAUAGCCCUUCCUGAAAUUAUUCUGUUACCCUCAUGAAGAACAAGUUUAUUUUUUCUAGUUGUAAAUAAAUGUCAAUAAUUGAGCUGUGUUAUGCAUA
Triplophysa rosa is the source of this 4205-nucleotide messenger RNA. RefSeq names its product DENN/MADD domain containing 6Aa (gene dennd6a). Gene Ontology annotation, molecular function: guanyl-nucleotide exchange factor activity. The transcript has 19 exons. Lineage: Eukaryota; Metazoa; Chordata; Actinopteri; Cypriniformes; Nemacheilidae. Gene Ontology annotation, cellular component: recycling endosome. The record is from RefSeq and is a predicted model, not a curated record.